Molecule: messenger RNA, 4428 nt
Organism: Drosophila novamexicana
Lineage: Eukaryota; Metazoa; Arthropoda; Insecta; Diptera; Drosophilidae
Gene: Nup154
Product: nuclear pore complex protein Nup154
Exons: 12
Coding region: 295-4413 (1372 amino acids)
Biological process (GO): RNA export from nucleus; protein import into nucleus; transcription-dependent tethering of RNA polymerase II gene DNA at nuclear periphery
Cellular component (GO): nuclear pore inner ring; nuclear pore
Molecular function (GO): structural constituent of nuclear pore
Source: RefSeq, a predicted model, not a curated record
UCGUUUUAUCUAUUAAGCCGAACUGCUAACUGUUAUAAUCUACUAUUAUAAUCAAGUCGAAUUACGUCAGAAUGUCCUAGAAAAAAAUAUUGCCGAUGUUAACAACAUUUUGGUAAAUGUUAACUUAACAGAGGAACGAGACAAAAAAUUAAUGGCGGGAGCUGUAUGGCGUGGGCCGAUCUCUCUCUCCAACCGGCGGCAGUUUGCAAAUUUUAUGUGGCGAAGCGGUUUAACGGGGAACAUUACAAUUGUGAUAUUUAAAUACUUUGGUUUGUGUAAAUAAAGCUUACAAAUAUGAAUAACACAGCGUCGCCACCUGAUGUCCUACAGACAGCGGGCAAUAUGCUCGAGUGUCACGACUUUCGAGACAGGCACAAGCCGGAACUCUUAGAGUUAACAGGCAUCAGUCAACAUGGGAGAGCAACGAUGAGUGGCCUCAACGAUUAUGAUUACCAAACCCUGUCGCAACUGACCACCGGUGAUACACAUAACCUACAACAACUGCGAACACUAACCAAAUGUGGAAUACCCAAUGAAGUCCUGGAGCACUUCAAGCAUAUCAAAUGCCACUGCAUAAUGGGCUUGUUUCCGGAAAUUGGACGCGCAUGGUUGACAAUAGAUUCGGAUAUAUAUAUAUGGACAUAUGAGCAGGCUCGAGACGUUGCCUACUACGAUGGCUUAAGCCAUUUAAUUUUGAGCGCUGGCUUAAUCAAGCCAAAGGCAGGCGUUCUAAUCAACGACGUCAAGUAUCUGCUAUUGUUGACAACACCCAUCGAAGUGAUUGUGCUGGGUGUUACAUUUGAGGAGCAGAAGGAUUCCAGAUGCACGGCAGCGAGUAGUACCCGAAUGCAGCUGUUAAACAAGCCCCUAUUCGUGCUUGGAACAGAUAAUAUAUCAAUUAAUGUCAUAGAGGGCACUAAGGAUGGACGCAUCUUUUUAGGCGGUCGGGAUGGCUGCCUUUACGAAAUUGAUUAUCAUUCUGAGUCAAGCUGGUUUGGCAAGCGUUGUAAAAAGAUAAACCAUUCGCAAGGAUUGGUUUCCUAUAUAGUACCAAGUUUUCUGAAAGUAUUUUCGGAGGUCGAUCCUAUUGAGAAAAUUGUUAUUGACAAUGGUCGAAACUUGCUUUAUGUACUAACUGAGAAGAGUUCUAUUGAAGCAUGGCACAUCGGCACGAACUUUACAGGUGUGCGAAGGCUUGGAAAGAUAACACAAAAUGAUAUUGCAAGCCAAGCGGUCAGCUUGAUUAAAACUGUUGAUCCAUCCAUAUUCAAAAGCGUGAAAGCGAUUUGUCCGCUCAGCACAGAUAAUUCAAAUUUCCUGCAUCUCGUUGCUGUCACGCAGUGCGGUGUGCGUCUUUAUUUCUCUACGACGAGGUUAAAUGUGCAACAGCAGCCGCUAAACUGUGGGACUGACAGUUUUGGUGUUCUCCAUCCAAAUAAUGUGCUGCCAAUGAUGCAGGGAGAUAUGGAAACACCAAGAGGAAUUUACCUACUGCACGUAAGGUUGCCGCCUGGCUACACACCGAAUGCAACGACCAAUAAACCAAAACAUGUGCAUGCUGCAUACCACAGUGAGGGCACAAUGUUGAUGGUGACUACGCAGCAACAGGAGCAGGAUUUACUAUGGUCAGUUAGCUCUGCCCCGUUUACAAACUUUACUUACCUCGUAGAGUCGACGGCAUUAGAAGGUCUUGAUGGCAUCGUUUGGAGCGUGGCAGAAGUGAAAGAUCCAAUAAUGGACAACACAACUUCACUGCUAUACAAUGCACGAACACCGCGUAGAAUCGUCUUGCUAACCAAUCAAGGCACCCACAUAGUGGAGCUACUCAAGGCCGCUCAUAUACUGCAGCAAUUGCUGCUGGCGUGCAAGGGUCCCCAUCACGAGGCAGUGAAAAUGUUCUUUCAAACGCAGAAUGAACGAGAGGCCUGUGUUACUGCACUCUUAUUGGCCACCUCGGAGCAGUUACGUGGCAGUGACAUUGCCUUAUGGGCCACCCAAGCAUUUAUGCUGUACGGUGGAGAACCGUGCUAUCAACAUUUUAUGAACUCAACCAACCGUAACUUGCAUAAUAGUACCAUGGGCACAAACACUCUCAUGCCGGGCAGAGAGCGAAUGCCGCCAAUGUAUAUGUCGACACCCAUGCCGAAUAGCUCAAACAUCGGCGUAAUGAGUGGCCAAUACAAUCAGCCAAUUAGUCCUAUUUCGGCUACACAAUCCGCCCAACAACAGCAGCAGCACUCGAUGCCGAGUAAUGAGAAUUCUCCCAUUUUAUAUUCUGCAAAACAUGAUGGCCUCUUUUUGUAUGUGUCUCGCAUGUUGCGCUCCGUUUGGCAAUCGCAUUGUGUCGACGAGAAUUUGUGUUCAAAAUUAACAAUUAACGAUUGCACUAUGCUACUGUCCGAAUUACGUUCGUUGCGCUGCUUUUUGGACAAACACUCGGUGCACGAUAUUUCUGCCACAAGACGACUGCCGUAUGAGAGUCAUUUGGGUAGACCGAGUCCUAUGAUGAUGAGCAACGCGCAAAUGCCACUAAACGAACAUCGCAACCUUACAGAGCAGGCACAGAUCGAGGAAAAGCGUUCGCUAUCCGCCUUGAAUCAGUUUAUUAAACAUGCCUGUGAGGUAAUGUCGCUGUGGAGCAUCUUAAUUGAUCAUCAAUUUCAGUUGCUUUGCCAGCAAUUGUCGCCCGAACAUCAGAAAAUGUUGAGAUGUUGCACAUUUCGAGAUCUGUUGAUUGCGCGCUCUGAAGUGUGUGCUUUUCUGAUCAUUGCGCUUAUCAAUUUAUAUCUCAAAGAUAAAGCGGAUGUGACAGAAGUGUCCGAUAACUUGCGGCAACUAUGCCCGAAUCUCUACAGACACGAGGAUGAAGUGACUUAUAAGGCCACCGAAAUACUAAUGAGCGCCAAGAACUGUAAAUCAGCAGCGGAAAAGCAACAAAAACUAUCUACAACCUUGCAAAUGUGUUUAGAUGCAGCUCCAACAUUGCCGUUGCAUAGUAUUUGUCAACAAUUCAUUUCGGUAGAUUUUUACGAGGGUGUUGUUGAGUUAUCUGCCACGUGUGCAUCUAAAAUGGAUCCCGAAGAAAUUGGUAUACAUUAUUACAAUAACAAUGAGCCUGCUGAAGAUCGGGAGGGUUACACAUGCUUUGUCACACGUAUGAACUACUACAAAGAGGUGCAACUCAUGCUGGACUAUGCCUAUCACACAGUUCGUAACAGUAAAACCGAUCGGGACCAGAGUCGUCUCUUUCAACUAAAUUGCGAAGCAACUCAGGAUCAUCACGAUAUGGAGAACAAAUCAAAGCAGAUUAUUAAAAAGAUCACGACCCAAGCACUUCGAAUGAAAGAUCCACUAAUACAUGUUACGAUCUAUGAAUGGUUGUUGUCCCACGAGAUGAACAGUGAAUUAUUGGAACUGGUUGAGCCAUCGUUGGGCGAGUUCUUGCGGCGCAGUGUUAGCCGCAAUCCAGAGAAUGUGAAAUUAAUUGACUUACUUUGGAAGUAUUAUGAGAAGAACGGACAUCAUCAUCAGGCAGCCCAGAUUCUCGAUAAUUUGGCAAUGACGCGAAGCGAAAACAUAUCUCUGGAUGUGCGCAUUGACUAUUUGGUGCGCGCGGUUAUGUGUAUGCGCAAUGAGACAGUUGGCUCGUCCGUCACCAAUGGUAUAUUUUUAAAGGAGUUGGAGGAUAAGUUGGAAAUUGCGCGCGUACAAAAAGCAGUGCUUGGUGCAAUGAGUUCGAUUGUCAACACAAAUCCAGCAGCCAGGCAGGCCAUAAAGGAUUUAAAUAUUGCGCUAUAUGAUAUUACACAAUUGUAUCAAAACUUCGCCGAUCCAUUUGACCUCUGGGAAUGCCAACUGUCGAUACUUAAUUGCUCCAAUCACAAUGAUCCCUUGUUAAUUGAGUCCGUUUGGGGCAAUAUUAUCAACAGCGCCGUUGAUGGCCCUGGCUCGGCACAAGAGCGUAGCAUAAAACUAUUUACAAAAAUUGAACUAUUAGUGCGAGAGUUUGGCGAAUCCGGGCCGUGUUUUCCAUUUGCUUUCCUCAUAAGAGAGCUGGAGAUAAAGGCCUGUCAACUACAGUUGCCGGAGGGAACAGUGCCAGAAAAGUUGUUUGCCAUGAAGCUAGACAUUGAGCUGCUUUUAGAAUAUUACUCCAGAAUGAUCUCGAUGAAUGAGCGCAUUUGGGCGAACGAGGGCAACGAGUGGCACUUAAUCCAGUCGGCUAUACGCGUCGUUACGCUUCUGGCUGAUAAUUCUCAAGCUAUUUGGUACCGUUCCAAGCGACGAAUAUUGGGGAAGGCACAAGAUAUAGUUGCGGCAUGUUUAAAUAUCUGCUAUCAGAAACCGGACACCAACCGUCUACAGCACUCUCUCAAGGAGCUCCAAUGCCGUUUACAACGGCUAUUAGGUUAAUGCCUCUGGCUGGCG